AUGGAUAAUUUAUUACCAGAAGGUGGCUCUGUUGGAGAUUUAUUCACUAAGAUCGGCGAUGAACUUAGUUCCAAACUGGGGGAUUACGAGACUCCCUUGUUUAAGAAUACUAUUAAAAAAAUGGGUUCAUUUGGUGAUAUUUUCAAAUAUGAGAUUACGCAGGAUGGACUUAGAUGUGUUUCUGUUCAAAUUGACAAAUUAGGUAGUAAUAUCUUACCUGGAGUUGGAGAACGUGUCUGUAUUACCCCAGUCGGUCUAAAACUAAUUACCAAACCACAUAAAGUAUCAUUUAAGAGUAUGGGCAGUGAAUUAAGACAAAAAUUGAACAGUAAGGAAGAUAAUGGAUAUACUAUAGAAGUAGCCAAUGCUUAUGCUAAAUACGGAACAUUAGGUUCUAUUAUUAUCGAUAAACUUGGUGAGUUACACAAUAAUUUUUUCUGCAAGUCUAUUGUCUCAUGA
Messenger RNA from Maudiozyma barnettii, 459 nucleotides. RefSeq lists its product as uncharacterized. The coding region runs from base 1 to 459 and encodes 152 amino acids. The record is from RefSeq and is a predicted model, not a curated record. NCBI's taxonomy places the organism in Eukaryota, Fungi, Ascomycota, Saccharomycetes, Saccharomycetales, Saccharomycetaceae. The transcript has a single exon.